This is a messenger RNA of Vicia faba (fava bean), 363 nucleotides long. The record is from the annotation of a GenBank genome assembly. Lineage: Eukaryota; Viridiplantae; Streptophyta; Magnoliopsida; Fabales; Fabaceae.
AUGGUAGUGGAAUGGAAUAAUUUAUUUGUACCAUGUAUUGUUGUACCACGUAAUCCUUAUAUUAUUUUCUUCUUGAUGUCAGAGGCUUCUGAUUAUGCAUGCAUUAGAAGAAAGAAAAUAAAACUUGGGUCAUCAGAACUUCAAGUCUUCAGAGUCUUCAAAACUUCGUCUUCAGAACCCUUUGUCUUUCAGAAACAUAAGUCUUCAGCAUCUAGACUUGUUCAUCAAAACUUUUGUCUUCAGAUCUUCAUAACUUGGUUUCUUGACCGUGUAUCAGAUUUCACACUUCAGAGCCUUCUGAAGCGGUUUGCUACUGUUCAUCAGAACUUAUAUAGUGCAGAAGUGAAACUUGGUCUCUUCUAA